CUCAAAUUCCGUUUUCCGUUUCCGCAUCAAAUCUUCGCUCCCCUAAAUCCCCGAACUUUUUCGGUUUCUGAUUCCCCAGAUUUCCGAUUCCCGAUUCCCGAUCUUCGAAUCCAGUGGGGGUGUUUGAGAGUCGGAUUUGUUUGAAAUCGUGGAAUUUAGAAACCGUGGAUUGAAAAGAAAGUCGCAUGAGCUGGUUGGGGAAGCUGGGUUUCAUAAAGAGAAUAUCGAAUUCCAAUUCCAAUCACUUCAUCACGUGUCUCUUGAUUUUCACCCUCCAUUAUUCCCCUCAAUUGCCCCUUUCCUUGUUGGAAUUCGAGAAGAAAGCCCUCGAUCCCUUAUUAUCAUUGUCUAUACCCCAAUUUAAUUCUAAUUUAAAUCCCAAUUUAGUAAUUUUAAUUUGAAUCACCAUGGCUUCCGGUAAUAGCAACAGUAAUAGUAGUAGUACUACUCCCCAAUUGCGCAGAGCUGCCUGCAAUUCGGAGGUUGAGAGGAGGCCGACCUUGAGCGGAACGACGCCGUCUCCGUCUGUGAUAGUGAUCGGUGGAGGCAUGGCUGGGAUUGCAGCUGCGCGUGCUCUUCACGAUGCUUCAUUUCAGGUUGUGCUGUUGGAGUCUCGGGAUCGACUUGGUGGUCGGGUUCACACUGAUUACUCGUUUGGUUUUCCGAUUGACUUGGGUGCAUCAUGGUUGCAUGGAGUAUGUAAAGAGAAUCCCUUGGCUCCAUUAAUUGGGAGACUGGGUUUGCCUUUAUAUCGAACCAGUGGUGAUAACUCUGUGUUGUAUGAUCAUGACUUAGAAAGCUAUGCACUCUUUGAUAUGGACGGGAAACAAGUUCCUCAAGAUUUAGUUACGAAAGUUGGUCUAACAUUUGAGGAAAUUUUAAAAGAGACAGAUGAGGUAAGAAAGGAAUUCCCAGAAGAUAUGUCCAUCUCCCGUGCUUUUUCAAUUGUUUUUCAAAGGAAACCAGAAUUAAGGUUGGAAGGAAUUCCCCAUAAGGUAUUGCAGUGGUAUUUGUGCCGAAUGGAAGGCUGGUUUGCAGCAGAUGCUGAUACAAUUUCUCUUAAAUGCUGGGAUCAGGAAGAACUGCUUCCUGGUGGUCAUGGUCUUAUGGUCAGGGGAUAUCGCCCUGUUAUAAACACCCUUGCCAAAGGUCUUGACAUUCGCCUAGGCCACAGGGUGACAAAAAUUUUAAGGCGGUAUAAUGGCGUGAUGGUAACAGUAGAAGAUGGGAGAUCAUUUAUUGCAGAUGCUGCUAUUGUUGCUGUUCCCCUCGGUGUGCUCAAGGCAAAUAUCAUCAAGUUUGAGCCAAAGCUACCUGACUGGAAGGAUGCAGCCAUUGCUGAACUUGGAGUGGGAAUUGAGAAUAAGAUAGUGUUGCACUUUGAGAAGGUGUUCUGGCCCAAUGUGGAGUUUUUAGGAGUGGUUGCGGAGACAUCUUACUGUUGCAGCUACUUUCUAAAUCUUCACAAGGCUACUGGUCAUUCUGUGCUUGUUUAUAUGCCUGCAGGGCAGCUGGCCAAAGACAUUGAGAAAAUGUCUGAUGAAAAGGCUGCUGACUUCGCAUAUACGCAACUCAAGAAGAUCCUGCCAGAUGCUUCUGAUCCGAUUCAUUUCCUUGUUUCUCGCUGGGGAACAGAUAUUAAUUCACUUGGGUCCUAUAGCUACGAUAUGGUAGGCAAACCCCAUGAUCUGUAUGAGAAGCUAAGGGUCCCAGUAGAUAACCUCUUCUUUGCUGGGGAGGCAACAAGUACGGACUUCCCAGGUUCUGUGCAUGGUGCAUUCGCUACUGGAGUGAUGGCUGCUGAAGAUUGCAGGAUGCGCGUUCUGGAGCGAUAUGGUGAGUUGGAUUUGUUCGAGCCAGUCAUGGGUGAGGAGGCCAUGUCUAUCCCAAUUCAGAUCUCCCGCCUGUAACUUGCUGGUUAUUCUCUCUUAGAGAAGAAUGCAAGUAUUGCAGAUGUAGAUGUCAGAUUUGCUGUACACAGUCCCGAUCUUGACUUGUCUGUGUGGGAGUAUCGAUCUCUACUGUGGAUAAUCAUUAAAUAAAUCUUAAGAAUCUAGUCUGCUAAUAGCUAGUGGAAUGUUGCAAUGGACAUUCCGAUGGACCUUAAAUGACCUCCUUUGUAACGAACUGUGUUAUUACAAGUCAAUCUAUCACGUAUGUCACUACCUUAGUCCUGCUGAUAUUUGUUUACAACGAACUCUGUGAGUUAGACGCUGAUACAUUAUUUUUAAUAUUUGCGUU
Messenger RNA from Fragaria vesca subsp. vesca, 2241 nucleotides. RefSeq names its product probable polyamine oxidase 2-like. The transcript has 10 exons. The coding region runs from base 408 to 1910 and encodes 500 amino acids. Gene Ontology annotation, biological process: polyamine catabolic process. Gene Ontology annotation, molecular function: polyamine oxidase activity. The record is from RefSeq and is a predicted model, not a curated record. Lineage: Eukaryota; Viridiplantae; Streptophyta; Magnoliopsida; Rosales; Rosaceae. Gene Ontology annotation, cellular component: peroxisome.